AUGGGUGUACGUAAACUUGCUACUAUUCGUACUGCAGGAGAAAUUACUCCUAUUGCAGGUGCAGAAGCUAUUGAAUGUUGCCAUGUUGAUGGUUGGACUUGUGUGAUCAAGAAGGGAGAAUUUAAACAAGGUGAGAGGGGAGUCUAUUUUGAAAUUGAUAGUUUCAUAAAGGAAGAUAAUGAUAGGUAUCCAAUGCUUUCAAAACAAGUUAUUGAUUAUGAAGGUCAAAGAGGUACUCGUCUUCGUACUGCUAGGUUGAGAGGUCAAUUGAGCCAAGGGUUGUUCUUGCCAAUGGAUAGAUUCCCAGAAUUGGCUUCCAAUCAAGUGGGUGAUGAUGUUACAGAAAUUCUAGGAAUUACAAAAUGGGAACCACCAAUUUCCACUAAUCUUUCUGGUGAAAUUUUGGGUGAAUUUCCAACUUUUAUUAGUAAGACAGAUCAGGAACGUGUACAAAACUUAAUUCCACAAAUUGAAGAAAAUAAGGGUCAAAAAUUUGAAGUGACUGUGAAAUUGGAUGGCUCAUCAAUGACUGUAUAUAGGAAAGAUGACCAUAUUGGUGUAUGUGGAAGAAAUUGGGAAUUGAGAGAAACUGCAACUAAUGCACAAUGGCAUGCUGUUAGGAGAAACAAAAUGAUUGAAGGAUUACAAUUUUUAAAUAGAAAUUUGGCCCUACAAGGUGAAAUUAUUGGAGAAUCAAUUCAAGGAAAUUUGGAAAAAUUGAAAGGUCAAGAUUUUUACUUGUUUGAUAUUUAUGAUAUUGAUAAGGCUCAGUAUUUGACACCAAUUGAACGACAAUCAUUGGUGAAGCAAUUGAAUGAUAACGGAUUCACUGUCAAACAUGUCCCAAUUUUGGAUGAUUUGGAAUUGAAUCAUACAGCAGAGCAGAUUUUGGCAAUGGCUGAUGGGCCAUCUUUGAACAAGAAUGUCAAAAGAGAAGGUUUAGUAUUCAAGAGAUUGGACGGUAAAUUUAGUUUCAAAGCAAUUUCCAAUGCCUAUCUUGAAAAGCAUAAAGAUCGAUAAAUUAACAUG
Messenger RNA from Naegleria gruberi, 1029 nucleotides. RefSeq lists its product as uncharacterized. Lineage: Eukaryota; Heterolobosea; Eutetramitea; Acrasida; Naegleriidae. The transcript has a single exon. The coding region runs from base 1 to 1020 and encodes 339 amino acids. The record is from RefSeq and is a predicted model, not a curated record.